ACCCAAUAGAUCCUCUCAUUCUUCUACGUAUACUUUUCCUAAAUGUAAUUAUCCUUUGGAAAAACAGCUGCAGCGGCAAGAAGAAGAGGAGGAAGGCACCACAGAGUUUAAUGUAACGGAAAUGGAAGUGAUGUUCCCACCCUCGUUCACUCUCUCUUCCAAUUCUGCACCAAAUUGGUUUCUUCAUUUUCCCGUAACAGAUUCUUCUUCCAACAACUUCACUUUCAGAACUUCACCUAGGGUUCCACUUCGCUCUGCCUAUAGGGAAAGAAGCUUUGUACCACCAGUACAUGUGCAAGAUGAAAGCGUUGAAAGAAUGAUUACUGAACCAAUCACAAAUGACCAUGUUUUAAGUAGACAUUCUGCAGUAUUUAAGCAAAAUCGCCUACCUCCACUAGUGAGUGCACUAAAAGCUUCAGCAGAACUAAAUACUGCCAGUUUCCAUUUUCCUGGCCAUAACAGAGGGCAUGCUGCUCCGGAUUCAUUGAUUCAGCUCAUUGGAAUAAGACCAUAUCUUCAUGAUUUGCCUGAGCUUCCGGAGCUUGACAACCUCUUUUGUCCUGAGGGUCCCAUAUUAGAAGCACAAACAGAAGCUUCCAAACUGUUUGGAUCAUCAGAGACAUGGUUUCUUGUUGGUGGUACUACUUGUGGGAUCCAAGCAGCAAUAUUGGCGACAUGUUCACCAGGAGACUUUCUGAUUCUUCCUAGGAAUUGUCACUUAUCAGUGAUAUCUGCUAUGGUUUUAUCUGGCGCAGUACCCAAGUACAUAAUUCCUGACUAUAAGAAUGAUUGGGAGAUCGCAGGUGGUGUCACCCCGUUACAGAUGUUGCUGCAGGUAUUGAAAGUAAUCCAGGAACUAGAAAGGGAAGGUAAAAAACCAGCAGCAGUUUUCAUCACUUCACCUACUUAUCAUGGUAUCUGCUGCAGCUUGAGUGAGAUUUCUGAGUUGUGUCAUUCUCAUAAAAUUCCUUUGAUAGUUGAUGAAGCUCACGGUGCACACCUGGGUUUUCAUUCUGAGCUGCCGAACUCAGCCCUCCAGCAAGGCGCUGAUCUAACUGUACAGUCCACUCACAAAGUUCUGUGCUCUCUUACUCAGUCAUCUAUGUUACAUAUGUCUGGUAGCAUUGUAGAUAAGGAGAAAAUUUCUAGAUGUCUCCAAACUCUUCAGACCACAAGCCCUAGUUAUUUGCUUUUGGCAUCUCUAGACGCUGCUAGAGCUCAACUUAGUGAAAGCCUGGCCAGUGUUUUCAACCAAGCAAUCAAACUAGCCAAUGAAACUAAGUGCCUCCUAAAACACAUCCCGGGUAUCUCAGUUCUUGAAAAUUCAAGCUUUCCAACCUUUCCUGGUAUUGAUCCGUUACGGCUUACCGUUGGUUUUUGGGAGCUUGGUUUGUCAGGUUAUGAGGCAGACGAGAUCUUGUACAGGGAUUUCAGAAUUGUCUGUGAACUCGUUGGGAGUAAAUCCAUUACUUAUGCGGUUAAUCUCGGAACCUGUAGAGAUCAUGUCCAAAGGCUUAUAUUGGGCAUAAAACAUCUAGCUGCUACAUAUGCACACAUUCAUCAACCUGAAGAGACGAUGGUUACUGGUCAUGCACCAUUUGAUGAUAUAGUCAUGAGGUUGAUACCAAGAGAUGCCUUUUUUGCAAGCAAAAGGAAAGUAUCAAUAAAGGAUUGUGUUGGUGAGAUUUCUGGGGAUCUUGUAUGUCCGUACCCACCAGGCAUACCGGUUUUGAUCCCUGGCGAGGUCAUUACUGAAAGCGCCGUUGACUAUCUGAUUCGAGUUAGGAGUAAUGGUGGUGUUAUUAGUGGAGCCUCUGAUCCCUCACUUUCUUCUAUAACUGUCUGCAAUGUGUAACACAUCCAUUUUUGUCUGUUGGUGAAUUUAGCAUAGUCUGAUGUUUGAUGAUUUAUAUACGCAAACGCUAUUGGAGCUAUCAUGGCAGGAAAGUCACUCAAAAUCUGCGAAGUUAACGCCAGGGAAUCAUUCCAAUGUUUACACAAGAAACAUUACAAAUGAUACUCGGAUAAUGCCAUAAUGAAACAUUACAAACGA
Arachis duranensis is the source of this 2053-nucleotide messenger RNA. RefSeq lists its product as uncharacterized. The transcript has 4 exons. Gene Ontology annotation, molecular function: catalytic activity. The coding region runs from base 122 to 1855 and encodes 577 amino acids. NCBI's taxonomy places the organism in Eukaryota, Viridiplantae, Streptophyta, Magnoliopsida, Fabales, Fabaceae. The record is from RefSeq and is a predicted model, not a curated record.